CCGCAAAUACAUGGCCAACAAACUCACCAAAUUGAAUCUCAAUUCAACUUCUCAACUACAAUUUGGACAACCAUCAACCAUUGACAAUUCCCUACACAACUGUCAUAGCCAAACCAAAACCCAACAUGUCCGUCGUAACUAAAGCAAACAUCGCUUCCUUCGGCGGGAAGCUCCUCAAACUUACUCACAAUGCUGCCACUACCAACUGCGAGAUGGCGUUCAACCUCUACCUGCCUCCACAAGCUAUCCAGAACCCAAAACAGAAAGUUCCCGUCCUGAUAUACCUUUCCGGCCUCACCUGCACGGCAGACAACUGCUCCGAGAAGGGCUUUUUCCAGCAUGGCGCCAGCAAGAAAGGGAUUGCGAUUCUGUAUCCCGAUACCAGUCCUCGAGGCCUAAACAUCGAGGGCGAGAAUGACUCCUGGGACUUUGGCACCGGGGCCGGCUUUUACGUUAAUGCCACGAAAGUUCCUUAUGAUAAAGGAUAUAACAUGUACAGUUACGUCACAGAAGAACUGCCAAGGACAGUAUUUUCUGCAUUUGAGCAAUUGGAUUCGUCCCGGGUCAGCAUUAUGGGCCACAGCAUGGGCGGACACGGCGCGUUGACUUUGUUCUUGAAAAACCCUGGAAAAUACAAGUCUGUUUCCGCCUUUGCGCCCAUUGCCAACCCCAUCAACUGCCCCUGGGGCCAAAAGGCGUUCAAGGGAUACCUUGGCGACGACAUUCAGAAAUGGAAAGAAUUUGACGCCACGGAGCUUGUUAAGAAGUGGAAAGGUCCUCUUAAUGCACUUAUUGAUGUGGGAACCGGCGACAACUUUUAUAAACAGGGCCAGCUCCUACCCGAAAACUUUGCCCAGGCGGCCAAGGAAGCGGGUGUGGAGGGCGUAAAUAUCCGAUACCAGGAGGAUUAUGACCACAGCUACUAUACCAUGGCGACGUUUUCGGAUGACCAUAUUGAGCAUGCAGCUAAAUAUCUAUUCGCAUAGUACGUUUAUUUAGAUUAACUUAGAUUAACUGAGUUCUUCCAGGAAAAAGGGAAAUGGGAUUAUCUCCCGCUUGAAAUCGCGGAUGUUCUAACUUCUGGCUCUGAAGUUAUAACUAGCUGCGGAAAUUAGUAUACUUUGUUUUGAUAUAUUGUGUACGGAGUACUGUUUAUUUUGCCGAAGGCUGAGAAAGUUGAAAUGAUAAAAUCCAACUAUCUCUGCGCUUAUCAUAUGUUGGAUACAUAUAAUAAUUUUAAAUCUAGAUCCUUUUAUAUUCAUUGUCAUCAUCCAUCGCGGCCCAUCGGCCAACUAAAUACGCUUUGCUAUAACAUUUGCCAAAAGCAUAGCUAUCUAUUCAACAUUGUACUUGCCCCCCUUCC
This is a messenger RNA of Blastomyces dermatitidis ER-3, 1363 nucleotides long. RefSeq names its product S-formylglutathione hydrolase. Gene Ontology annotation, biological process: formaldehyde catabolic process. Gene Ontology annotation, cellular component: cytosol. Gene Ontology annotation, molecular function: S-formylglutathione hydrolase activity. The record is from RefSeq and is a predicted model, not a curated record. The transcript has 4 exons. Lineage: Eukaryota; Fungi; Ascomycota; Eurotiomycetes; Onygenales; Ajellomycetaceae. The coding region runs from base 126 to 986 and encodes 286 amino acids.